UUCACUUUACUUAUUAGCCUGGCGUGUGUGCAGGUUGCCAAAUAUAGAGGGCUGGACCAUGAGACUUUCUCAAAACGUUUCCCAAAGGGCUCCUGUAGGUAGCGAGAAGUCUCGAAGCCCCAUCUCUCCCCGUCCCUGAUUUGCCCCCCAAAUCAGUUCGCAUAAUCCGGUACCAUCCCGUCCUCAGACCACUCUGCUCAAGAGGGGAGUGGUAAACCGAACUUUUAAUUAGAGACCCGAUUGUGCACAAACCCAAGCUCCCGCCUUGUCCCACACAGCCCUUAUUUUUUGGCCACGCCCCAGACACUUGCGUGUCGAAGCAAGUCCCACCCACCUCCAGUUGGCGGAAAGGGAAAGCCAAUAGCAAUCGUCUAAAGGGGAUCACGUACGCGUCGAACUUGCGCCAAACCUUUGAACUUGUACGAGGCGCCAAAAGAGGCCAGCUCUGGUCUCGAUCACCACAGGGUGGGCGGAGGCGGUGGCCGUCCACCACACCACAGCCAUGGAGCCGCUGCCCAGCGGCGACUACUGUGACCUGGACCCCGACUACUACUGGCUGGGGAUGCAAGAAGUGGAAGUCAGAUCUGAACCUGUGCAGGACGCGGCCCCAGGCGCCAAAGAAGACGGCCACAUUGAUGACGGCGGUCUAGUCCCCGUGGGCAACAAUAACCCCCAGGGCGGUGUCAGCUAUGCCAACUCUGGAGGCGACAUCAACCGCGAAGGCGUGGCGAACCGUGACGGCGAAGGGAACCACGAGGCCAGCGGUGUCGUCCAGGCGCUGGGGCAGCAGCACGCUGAAGGGCCACCCCAAGUGGCAGCCGCUGGGGCUCGUCAGCCCCACCGCAGGCAGCAGAGAGCCCCGCGCUGUAAGUUCACGGCAUUUCAGGUGCGGGAGCUGGAAAGCGUUUUCCAGCGCACUCAAUACCUUGACGUGGCCACAAGAAGAGCACUUGCAAGCUGCAUGAAUGUGACCGAAACCAGAGUGCAGGUUUGGUUUAAGAACAGGAGAGCCAAGCUCAGGAGAGAUGAGAGGGCAUCAAUGCCCACAACUACCCCACCUACUAACAUGGAACACCUGGUCAUCAUAAUGCUGGACGAGCCCUAGAAUGUCGCUCUCGUUCAGAAGCCAGAUUGGAGAUGGGUUCUUCCGGUGCCACUGACACCCGGGCCGCCUUGUUGCCCCUGCCACCCUUUUCUCCUCCGCAGUUGUGUUAUCAAUAAAGAGAAAAUUUUUCUGUG
This is a messenger RNA of Leopardus geoffroyi (Geoffroy's cat), 1239 nucleotides long. RefSeq names its product rhox homeobox family member 1-like. Gene Ontology annotation, molecular function: DNA-binding transcription factor activity, RNA polymerase II-specific; RNA polymerase II transcription regulatory region sequence-specific DNA binding. The record is from RefSeq and is a predicted model, not a curated record. Gene Ontology annotation, biological process: regulation of transcription by RNA polymerase II. NCBI's taxonomy places the organism in Eukaryota, Metazoa, Chordata, Mammalia, Carnivora, Felidae. Bases 503 to 1105 code for a protein of 200 amino acids. The transcript is spliced from 3 exons.